AACCACCACCUUCACAGCCACCACCGUCACAACCACCAACUUAACCACCACCUUCACAGCCACCACCGUCACACCAACUUAACUACCACCGUCGCUACUCUCGCCACCACCACGACCAGCACUGUCACAACCACCAACUUCACCACAACCCUCGCCACUGUCACCACCACCACCACCACGACCACCACCGUCACAACCGCAACUGCCACCGCCGCCACCUUCGUUCGUUCGCCGCCGCCACCACCACCAAAACCGCCACGAUGUCGGUGUCGGUGCACGAGAACCGCAAGUCGCGCGCGAGCACGGGCUCCAUGAACCUGGCGCUCUUCCACAAGCCAGGCCACGCCGACUGCGUGCUGGGGCGCCUCUGCGCCCUGCGCAAGCGCUCGCUCUUCACGGACGUGGUGCUGCGGGCGGGCGAGCGCGACUUCCCGUGCCACCGCGCCGUGCUGGCCGCGUGCAGCCGCUACUUCGAGGCGAUGUUCGCCGGCGGGCUGCGCGAGAGCCGUGACGGCGAGGUGGACUUCCACGAGGCGAUCCACCCCGAGGUGCUCGAGCUCCUCCUCGACUUCGCCUACACGGCCAAGGUGAUGAUCAACGAGGAGAACGCCGAGUCCCUGCUGGAGGCGGGCGACAUGCUCGAGUUUCACGACGUUCGUGACGCCUGCGCCGAGUUCCUCGAGAAGAACCUCCACCCCUCCAACUGCCUGGGCAUGAUGCUGCUGUCGGAGGCGCACCAGUGCCGUCGCCUCCACGACCUCUCGUGGCGCAUGUGCCUCGCCAACUUCGGCGCCCUGGCGCUCGCCGAUGACUUCCUGUCGCUGCCGUGCGACAAGCUCGCCGAGCUGGUCUCCAGCGAGGAGCUGGAGGUGGAGGACGAGCGCGUGGCCUACGAGGCGGCGAUGCGCUGGGUGAGCCACGACCCCGGGACCCGGGCGGCCCACCUGCCCCGCCUGCUGGCGGGCCUGCGGCUCGCCAUGCUGCCGCUGGUCUUCCUCGCCGAGGUCGCCGGCGACGAGCUGAUCCGCGGGCAGGCGCGCAGCCGCGAGAUGGUCGAGGAGGCCAUGGGCUGCAAGCUGAAGAUCCUGAGGAACGACGGCGUCGUGACCAGCCCCUGCGCCAGGCCCCGCAAGUCCGGCCACGCGCUGCUCCUGCUCGCCGGGCAGACGUUCAUGUGCGACAAGAUCUACCUGGUGGACCUCAAGGCGCAGCAGAUCCUGCCCAAGGCAGACCUGCCGAGCCCGCGCAAGGAGUUCAGCGCGUGCGCCGUGGGCUGCAAGGUCUACGUGAUGGGCGGCCGCGGCUCGGAGAACGGUGUGUCCAAGGACGUGUGGGUGUACGACACGGUGCACGAUGAGUGGUCCAAGGCGGCCCCCAUGCUCAUCGCGCGAUUCGGCCACGGCUCCGCCGAGCUGGAGCACUGCCUGUACGCCGUGGGCGGCCACACGUCCACCGCCGGCGUCUACCCCGCGUCGCCCUCCGUCUCCCUCAAGCAGGUGGAGCGCUACGACCCCGUGGUGAACAAGUGGACGAUGGUGGCGCCGCUGCGCGACGGCGUGAGCAACGCCGCCGUGGUCAGCGCCAAGCUCCGGCUCUACGUGUUCGGCACCGGCGGCUCCUCCAGUGCCACCAAGGAGCGCGCGCCCAAGGUGCAGUGCUACGACCCCGGCGAGAACCGCUGGAGCGUGGUGGCGUCGUGCCCGCAGCCCUGGCGCUACGCGGCCGCGGCCGUCUUCGGCGGGCAGAUCUUCGUGAUGGGCGGCGAGACGGAGCUGUCGGCGGGCGCCGCCUACCGCUUCGACUGCGACGCGGCGGCGUGGACCCGCGUGGGCGGCGACGUCACCGCGAAGCGCAUGAGCUGCCUGGCGGCCGCCAGCGGCGACAAGCUGUACGCCGUGGGCGGCUACUUCGGCACGCAGCGCGGCAAGACGCUCGACUGCUACGACCCGGCGCUGGACACGUGGGCGAGCGUCACCAGCGUGCCCUACUCGCUCAUCCCCACCGCCUUCGUCAGCACCUGGAAGCACCUGCCGGCCUGAG
This is a messenger RNA of Petromyzon marinus (sea lamprey), 2040 nucleotides long. Lineage: Eukaryota; Metazoa; Chordata; Hyperoartia; Petromyzontiformes; Petromyzontidae. The record is from RefSeq and is a predicted model, not a curated record.